Messenger RNA from Bombina bombina (fire-bellied toad), 1579 nucleotides. RefSeq names its product interleukin 4 induced 1 (gene IL4I1). Gene Ontology annotation, molecular function: L-amino-acid oxidase activity; polyamine oxidase activity. Gene Ontology annotation, biological process: amino acid catabolic process. The coding region runs from base 54 to 1553 and encodes 499 amino acids. The transcript has 7 exons. Lineage: Eukaryota; Metazoa; Chordata; Amphibia; Anura; Bombinatoridae. The record is from RefSeq and is a predicted model, not a curated record.
UUGAGGUUCGUCAGAUCAAACAUAAUUCCGAUAACAAGAGAUUCAACAGGAGAAUGAAAGUUCUGUUGUUGAUUGCAAUUUGUUUGCUUUGGGAAGCUGUUUUCUCAGAAGAUGAUCCACUUGCAAAAUGUCUACAAGACAAAGAUUAUGAUGAAUUGCUGAGCAUAGUUCAUCAUGGUCUCACCAAAACGAAAAAUCCAAAGCAUAUUGUAAUUGUAGGGGCUGGAAUUUCUGGAUUAACAGCAGCAAAGGUGCUAGAAGAUGCAGGGCACAAGAUCACAAUUGUAGAGGCGAGUGAACGUAUCGGAGGGAGAAUCCUUACAUUUAGGAAUAAGAAUGGAUGGUACGCAGAACUGGGUGCUAUGAGAAUCCCUAACUUUCACAAGAUUGUUUUGGCGUAUAUCGCUAAAUUUGACCUAAUCCUGUCUGAGUUUGUUGAGUACAACCUGAACACCUGGUAUGCAGUAAAUAAUAAACUAUUAAGAACCUAUGCUGGUGAUGAAAACCCGGACUUAAUGGGUUAUGAAGUGAUGGAACAUGAGAAGAAAAAAUCUGCUGAACAACUUUUCCAGGAAUCUUUGUCCAAGAUUGUAGAAGAUUUAAAAGCCUUUAAUUACAGCUGUGAGAGAAUGUUUGAGAAGUAUGAUUCAUAUACUGUGAAGGAAUACUUCCUGAGGGAAGCCAACCUGAGUAGAGAAGCUGUGAGGAUGAUGGGAGAUCUGUUAAACAUUGAAUGCUUCAUGUACCUUUCCCUCACUGAAAUGCUUUACUUUCAAAGCGAUAUAAGUGACAAUGUAAAGUAUCAUGAAAUUGUUGGUGGACUUGAUAACCUUCCACGCGCAUUUUAUCAACGGCUCCAUAGCACCAUAUAUUUGAAUUCACCAGUCUUUGAAAUCUCUCAAACAAAAGAUGAUGUAUCAGUUCUAUUUAAUAAACAACAAAAGUUGCUUAAUAUUAGGGCCGACUUUGUUCUCCUAACAACAACUGCCAAAGCCGCCCAAGUUAUCCAUUUUCAUCCACCACUUUCAGCAACAAAAUAUGAGGCUCUCAGGGCCAUUCAUUAUUCUGGUUCCACCAAGGUAUACUUAAGCUUCCGUGAGCGCUUUUGGGAAGAACAGGGAAUUUAUGGAGGAAAGUCAGUAACAGACCACCCAUCAAGAUUUAUCUAUUAUCCAAGCCACAAUUUCUUCAAUACAACAGGCAGCAUUAUCUUGGCGUCAUAUACUUGGUCAGACGACUCUUCAGUGUUUUUGGGACUGAGUGAUGAAGAUUGCAUGAAAAUGGUAUUAAAUGACCUAGCCAUGAUCCAUGGUCAGCACAUCUUAAAAUUGUGGGAUGGAUCUGGGGUAGUAAAGAAGUGGGGUAAGGAUCCAUAUAGUCUGGGGGCUUUUGCAGCUUUUACCCCAUAUCAAAUGACUGACUACUUAGAAGAUUUAUCUAAAAAUGAGGGAAGGAUCUAUUUUGCAGGAGAACAUACAGCUUAUCCUCAUGCCUGGAUAGAGGGAGCAAUGAAAUCUGCUUUAAGAAAUGCUAUUAAUAUACAUAAAGCUUGAGAAAAAAUAAUCACAAUAUUGGGCUA